UCGAACAGUUGAAGAUCAAAGGAGGAAGUAGCAGCGCUGCGCGCACCCGACGCCACAAGUCUUCAAGUCGCAUGAUGAGUGUUCAACUAAGUUAACUUAAGCGACGAGUGAUAAUAGUCGACAGAAAAAAAUCAAGUCAAGAUAUCAAGGCAGAAUGUUUCGAUAAUUUCACGACAGGGUCUCUUCUUUAGGGUGGAGGCCUUUGGAUUUAAUCACAUUAGAUCCAACAUCAUACUGAAAACAGACCAUUAUGACCCAAAAUAAAUAUGGAGAUAAACGGAGGCUUUCUAAAUGGACGGACUAUGGGAGUAUUAAUGGGGAAGGACAGUCGGAUCCAUGCCCUACCUGCCAGGGUACCGGACGUAUACCGCGAGGUCAGGAGAACCAACUCGUGGCUGUCAUUCCUUGCAGUGAUCAAAGACUAAAACCUCACCACACGAAACUGUACGUGUGCAUAUCCGUUGGGCUUUGCCUUCUGAUCUGUGCUCUGAUCCUGUUUUUCCUUUUUCCACGGAGCAUUGACAUGUCACCCGUGGAACUACAGUCAUCUAUGGUCUAUUUCACUCCAGAUAAAGUAAAAAUGGUGGUCACUAACAAACUCAACAUCACCAAUCAUAACUUUGUUAGUAUUCUGGCUAAAGAUCUUAAUGUGCAGGCACUGAUUUUAGAAACGGUGGUUGGCAAGACCAAGUUCCUCAAUGUGACCAUACUCCCUCCUCGAUCACAGAAGACGAUCACAGUUGUUUCGGACAUUGCUAUUGAAGACAAAGGCCUUAAUAAUUACUGCAAAUCAGCCACCAUUCAGAUUCACACCUUAUUCUUGCAUUUGCAAAUGACUAUCAACGUCUCCUACUUGUCCCAUUCAGAACAGAUGUCUACAGAUGCCUAUGAAUAUAUUGACUGUGGAGUGAAUUCUACUAUCCCUCAUAAAGUCCCUUUGCUUUGAGACAAUUGCCAAAGUUUGUCCUUAAAUGCCGAUGCCAUAAAAUCCUAACAAUAUUUAGUCCGCUUUAAAAAUGCUUGUCAUUUUGUUCCAUAAUAUCAGCAUUCUUGCAUUUAAACUGUUGACUAUAUCGAUUGUAACAUAUCAGAUCAUACUAUUUAAAUGUGACUGGAAUUGUUUUUGUAAAUAAUAUAAUAUAAACUUGUUUUUAAAAAUUGCACAUUAUUGAACAUUAAAAUUUCUAUUUAA
Molecule: messenger RNA, 1192 nt
Organism: Misgurnus anguillicaudatus (oriental weatherfish)
Lineage: Eukaryota; Metazoa; Chordata; Actinopteri; Cypriniformes; Cobitidae
Source: RefSeq, a predicted model, not a curated record